Vitis riparia (riverbank grape) is the source of this 341-nucleotide messenger RNA. RefSeq lists its product as uncharacterized. The coding region runs from base 3 to 341 and encodes 112 amino acids. The record is from RefSeq and is a predicted model, not a curated record. Lineage: Eukaryota; Viridiplantae; Streptophyta; Magnoliopsida; Vitales; Vitaceae. The transcript has 3 exons.
GUAUGCAUGACUUGUGGGACACGGUUUGGGAUAGUGAAGUGGGGGUGCGCAAAAAUUGGGCCAAGUUUGUUCUCCAAUAUGUCGAGGAUGGGAUAAGGGACUAUCGUACAAGCCACCCGACAUACAUUAGAGGUUGUGUCUUGUUUCUUCAGCUUUUCUAUAUCAGCAAGUUCUCUAUGCCGGCUUUCCAAGUUGAAGUCCGCAGUCCACUUUCGGCUGCAUGGACAGAUGAGCAAGUCAAGAGGCGCUUGGCUGCCGAAAUACACACCUAUGGCAAUUAUGGCCAUGUCCAGGUCAUACAGGAAAGCAAACCUUCUGCACAAAUGAUGGACUCCAUAUGA